This is a messenger RNA of Callithrix jacchus (white-tufted-ear marmoset), 1224 nucleotides long. NCBI's taxonomy places the organism in Eukaryota, Metazoa, Chordata, Mammalia, Primates, Cebidae. The record is from RefSeq and is a predicted model, not a curated record.
AUCUCUUGACAGCAUAAUCCACUUGCUUCAGCCUCCCAAAGUGCUGGGAUUAUAGGCAUGAGUCACUGUGCCCGGCCAACAAUAACAUAAUUUUUAAAAACCCAAGGUAUUCAGGCAACUAUCACUAUGAAUAAAACAGUAUCUCACAUCUCAAUAUUAACAUUGAAUGUAAAUGACUUAAAUGCUCCACUUAAAAGAUACAGAAUGGCAGAAUGGACGAAAUUCACCAACCAAGUAUCUGCUGUCUUCAAGAGACUCGCCAAAUGCAUAACGACUCAUAUAAACUUAAGGUAAAGGGGUAGAAAAAGAUAUUCCAUGCAAAUGGAAACCAAAGUGAGCAAGAGUAGCUAUUCUUAUGUCACCCAAACAGACUUCAAAGCAGUGACAGUUAAAAAAGAAAAAAAGGGAUAGCCUCCCGGGUUCCCCAAACCAAUGUCUCCGCCAUCUGCUCUGCAGCACCGCCAUGGCCAAUGUGGAAGACGGCGAGGAACCCUGUGCCUUGGCCUCUCACUCCGGGAGCUCAGGCUCCAAGUCGGGAGAUGACAAGAUGUUCUCCCUCAAGAAGUGGGACGCGGUGGCCAUGUGGAGCUGGGACGUGGAGUGCGAUACGUGUGCCAUCUGCAGGGUCCAGGUGAUGGAUGCCUGUCUUAGAUGUCAAGCUGAAAACAAACAAGAGGACUGUGUUGUGGUCUGGGGAGAAUGUAAUCAUUCCUUCCACAACUGCUGCAUGUCCCUGUGGGUGAAACAGAACAACUGCCCUCUCUGCCAGCAGGACUGGGUGGUUCAAAGAAUUGGCAAAUGAAGUGGUUAGAAGGCUUCUUAGUGCAGUUGUUCAGAGCCCUGGUGGAUCUUGUGCCCUACAAAGAAAGGCUAGAACACUCCAGGGGAUUAAUUCUUCAAAUAGGAGUCGAUGGAUGUGUGGUCCUUUGGGACUCAUCAAAGGCUUUGUUCAGCAUUUUGUCAGUUUGAUUUUCAGAAAUUCUCUGCAAUUAAGAAGAUAAUUUAUUAAAGAUGGUCCUUCCUACCUCUGUGGCGUGUGUCGCACACACAGCUUAGAAGUGCUAUAAAAAUGGAGAGAACUUCAGAUUGAAUCACCUUUAUAAUUUACCCAUUUCUAUACAACCGGCUGUGGAAGCAGUUUCAUUCAGAAAACUUUGCAUGCUUAUGGUUGAUCAGUUAAAAAAGAAUGUUACAGUAACAAAUAAAGUGCAGUUUAAAACCCAA